Messenger RNA from Helianthus annuus (common sunflower), 2741 nucleotides. Its product is annotated as receptor-like protein kinase FERONIA. Gene Ontology annotation, biological process: protein phosphorylation. The transcript has a single exon. Lineage: Eukaryota; Viridiplantae; Streptophyta; Magnoliopsida; Asterales; Asteraceae. The coding region runs from base 49 to 2601 and encodes 850 amino acids. The record is from RefSeq and is a predicted model, not a curated record. Gene Ontology annotation, molecular function: protein kinase activity; ATP binding.
UAUGCUUUUCUCUAAUUAUUCUAGCAUUCAUACUACUCUUCAACCACUAUGUUAACCUUCUUUUCUGUCCUCCUCCUCUUCACCUCCACCACCACUGCGCAACCAUACCCUGCCACCGAUCGCUUCUUCCUCGACUGCGGUUCAUCCUCGACCACUUCUGACCUGGGAUGGAAUAGUGAUCAGAAUUCCAAAUUUGUGCCUUCGAACAUCAUCACCACUUCUUUUUCUUCCACUCCCUUCCAACCAGAUCCUUCGGUAUCCGGAACCCUCCCUUAUACUUCUGCCCGAAUUUUUAACGCUUCUUCGUUCACUUACACAUUUCCGGUGCCCCAAGGCCCCAAAUUCCUCCGCCUGCAUUUCUAUCCUGCCACCUACUCCAACCUCAAACCAGAACAGUCUUUCUUCUCGGUAACAUCCAAUGGCUUCACUCUGUUAACCAACUUUAGUGCUUUCCUAGCUGCCUCAUAUUUGAACAGGAAAAGCUUUGUUAAAGAAUUCAUGAUCUAUGUAACGGAUGCACAAAUCCUAAACGUUACAUUUACACCCUCACCCAACUCAUAUGCCUUCAUCAACGGUAUUGAAGUCCUUUCAAUGCCAGAAGAUCUCUACUACAACUCUAAGAAACUGAAAUCUGUUGGGGUAACUAACGGACCCGUUAUUGACAACAAAAUGGCGCUUGAGAAUAUUUACAGGUUAAACAUGGGUGGGGGACAUAUAUCGGGUACUGAUGAUACCGGUAUGUACCGGCCAUGGGAACAAGAUAAUAGCUACAUAUACGGAGCAGCAAUUGGGUUGACACCUGUUUAUGAUCCAAAGGACCAGAUUACGUACACCAACGAGACACCCAGUUAUACUGCACCUGAGCUAGUUUAUCGAACCCAAAGGAGUAUGGGCAAGCAGUCUAACAAGUACAAUCUGACGUGGAUACUUGGCGUUGAUUCUGGGUUUUAUUACAUGCUCAGGCUCCAUUUUUGCAACAUUAUACCUCAAUACACAAAACGAGGUGAAGUGAUUUUCCAAAUCUUCAUUAACAAUCAAACUGCUGAUGAUGAAAUUGAUCUGUUCCACUUAACACAAGGUAGCGGUUAUCCUGUAAUCAAAGAUUACAUUGUGUUUGUCAAUGACCCCGAUAGCAGCAGAGGCAUGCAAGAUUUGUGGGUCGCAAUGCAUCCUAAUCCCAGUUCGGUAAAAUAUCAAGAUGCUUAUUUGAACGGUUUAGAAGUCUUCAAGCUAAGCAUGGAUAGAAGUCUUGCUAGCCCAAACCCAGAACUUAGCUCUACAACCAAACAAACUGGGCCGACAACUACUGUAAAAAGAAACAAGAAGAAACCUCCAUAUGCCGCAAUAAUUGGAGGUAUUGGAGGAGCGUUAGUCUUGUUGUCUAUCUUACUUCUCAUAGUUUUCCAGAAACGAAGGCAAUCCAAACACUACGGAGCCACCAGCAACAAGUCAUCAUACGGCCCAUCGUAUAGUGAUACAAAGUCUUCAAAUUCUACACUUCCUUCAGAUCGAUGCCGUCACUUCUCACUUUCAGAAGUUAGAGCAGCUACGAAUGAAUUUAAUGAUGAUUUUGUCAUUGGCAUCGGAGGGUUUGGCAAGGUGUAUAAAGGGUAUACGGACAACGCUGCAACCGCUGUUGCAAUCAAACGACUCAAUGAAUCAUCUAACCAAGGAGUUCAAGAAUUCCAUACGGAAAUAGGGUUCCUGUCUAAACUACGCCAUGUCCAAUUAGUGUCCCUGAUUGGAUACUGUGACGAUGAGGGAGAGAUGAUACUGGUCUAUGAGUACAUGGCUAACGGGACUCUACGUGACCAUCUGUACAAGACAAACAACCCUCCUCUGUCAUGGAAAAGGCGUCUCCAGAUUUGCAUCGGUUCAGCCAAAGGGCUUCAUUAUCUCCACACGUGUGCACAACGUACAAUAAUUCAUCGAGAUGUCAAGUCCACAAAUAUCCUACUGGAUGAAAAUUGGGUUGCUAAGGUAUCCGAUUUUGGUUUGUCAAAGUUAGGCCCUAGAGACCAAUCACAAAACCACGUUAGCACGGUGGUGAAGGGUAGUUACGGGUAUCUAGAUCCCCAAUAUUACCGAAGCCAACAACUGACAGAGAAAUCUGAUGUGUACUCAUUUGGAGUUGUUUUGCUUGAAGUGUUGUGUGCAAGACCUGUUAUCAAUACCAAGCUGCCCAAAGAAGAAGUGAAUUUGGCAGAGUGGGGAAAAUCAUCUUACCAGAAGGGGACCCUCAACAAAAUAAUUGAUCCAAAAAUAAGGAGUGUGAUUGCACCAGAGUGUUUAAAGAAGUUUGGAGAGGUGGCAGUUAGUUGCUUGAAAGAUGAAAGAAGUGAAAGGCCAGCAAUGGAAGAAGUAGUUUGGGGACUAGAGUUUGCAUUGGAGCUACAAGAAGCUGCUGAGAAAACGGUUGGAGAAGCUGUGUCUGAAAAUCAAGAAGUUUUAUUUCCGACACAAGGAGAUACAACAACAGACGAUGAUGUGUUCACAGGAUCAAGCACGACAAGAAAUGGCACGUCAUCAUUUAGUAACAACGAAGAAGGGUUCAAGACGGAAACAGUUUUCUCUGAGAUUCAGAAUCCAGCUGGGAGAUGAUACGAAAGUUUGAAUUUUAGAGCCAAACCAACAAACAGUCAAUGUGAAAUUCUAGAAUUUUAGUUCUCAGACCAGUGUUUAUCUUUUAGAUUUUGAUUUUAAUGAUUGCUUUAGUAGAAUAGUUAUUAAUUUUUUAGUAA